UCUCCAUGACGUUUCACGUCGAACCUCACGUUGGACUACUAAAACCAAGCAGCGGAGACGUAGCAGGAACCAAAGUGAAGCUAUUCUCAAUAAUCGUGAUUUAACAAGGUAACCGAACUAUGGCCCUCGCCCAAGUGUCAUCCAACAAGUGCAGUGGCGGCUACCAGAAGGUGUUCGAGCAUGACAGCACUGAGCUGAAGUGUAAAAUGAAGGUCGCUGUCUACCUGCCUCCUAAAGCCGAGAAUGAGAAGUGCCCCGUGUUCUACUGGCUCUCUGGGUUGACAUGCACAGAGCAGAACUUCAUCACCAAGGCUGGCAGUCAGCAGGCAGCUUCUGAGCAUGGAAUCAUCAUCGUCGCCCCAGACACCAGCCCACGUGGUUGUAACAUCGAGGGUGAAGAUGAGAGUUGGGACUUUGGCACAGGGGCUGGUUUCUAUGUCAACGCCACCCAGGAGCCCUGGAAGACCAACUACUGCAUGUACACCUAUGUCACUGAGGAGCUCCCUCGUUUGAUCAACGCUAACUUCCCCGCUGACCCAGAGAAGAUGUCCAUCUCCGGCCACUCCAUGGGGGGACACGGAGCCCUCAUCUGCGCCCUGAAGAACCCUGGAAAAUACAAGGCUGUUUCUGCAUUUGCCCCCAUCUGUAACCCCAUCCAGUGUGCCUGGGGGCAGAAGGCCUUCUCUGGGUACCUAGGAGAAGACAAGAAGACCUGGGAGGCGUAUGAUGCCACGGUGCUGGCAGCGUCAUACUCAGGCCCACAGCUGGACAUCCUGAUCGACCAGGGCCGUGAUGACCAGUUCCUGUCGGCCAGCCAGCUGCUUCCUGACAACCUGAUCGCCGCCUGCUCAGAAAAGAAGAUUCCUGUUGUGUUCAGGCUGCAGCCGGGCUACGACCACAGCUACUUCUUCAUCUAUUCCUUCAUCACCGACCACAUCAAGCACCACGCCAAGUUCCUCAACGCUUAAGACUGACUGCUGGACUAGAACCCUCUUCUGUGCCUUCUACCCCAACUGUGCACCGGGUAUUGUCCAACUGUCCCAUCCAGAGAGGCCGAGCUAAAAUUAACCUGAUAUGAAUACACUUGCUAUGUUGAGUCAAACUCAGAACAGACAAUAGUGGGGCCAGGAUGUUUGGUGUUAAGAGGAGCUUGCUUGCAAAUCAUGUGGUCACUCAACUGUAUUUCUGAAAUAAAGGUUCAGUUUUUA
This is a messenger RNA of Salvelinus sp. IW2-2015, 1208 nucleotides long. RefSeq names its product esterase D/formylglutathione hydrolase (gene esd). Lineage: Eukaryota; Metazoa; Chordata; Actinopteri; Salmoniformes; Salmonidae. The record is from RefSeq and is a predicted model, not a curated record. Gene Ontology annotation, biological process: formaldehyde catabolic process. Gene Ontology annotation, cellular component: cytosol. Gene Ontology annotation, molecular function: S-formylglutathione hydrolase activity.